Molecule: messenger RNA, 4299 nt
Organism: Symbiodinium natans
Lineage: Eukaryota; Dinophyceae; Suessiales; Symbiodiniaceae
Source: the annotation of a GenBank genome assembly
AUGCUUCGAUUGCAUUCCAGUUGGGUGCUGCGACUUGCGUGCCUAUGGCACACAGGAUGGGGCCAGGUGUUGCCCCUUGGAGUUGUGGGGAAUUUCCAGACGGAUGGGAAUGGUUUGAUGAUGGCGGUGAUUGCGGCUGACUUGGACUUCCGGAAGAAUUGGGAUCCCUCGAUAGUGAGCCGAUUUGGCCCCCCGAUCAUCCCAAUUCCAGGUGGGCUGCAUCCAAAUGUGACAGACAUCGCCCUGCGCGUUGGAACAUCUGACGGGAAACCAGGCGUUGGUGUCGCCACCGCUUUAGACAUGAUGUGGGGUCUGGAUGGAGAGAUGCCCGUCAUCGGACUGCUUGGCGCCACCUAUUCCUCCGUCUCAAUGCCCAUUGCCACCUUGGCUGCCGUGCAUGAGGUGCCGCAGAUCUCCUUUUCCGCCACAAGUCCUGCUCUAUCCAACAAGGCCGCAUAUCCCUUCUUCCUUCGCACUGCGCCGCCCGACAGUCUCCAGGCUCGAGCCUUUUGGAGCUGGAUUCUGCACUUUGAGGUUGCCUUGGCAACUUGCUUGUACAGCUUGGAAGGGUAUGGAGAGGGCCUUUACAAUGCUCUCCUGGACUUGGCUCGAGAAGCGGGCCAACAAGAUCGCAUCCAGGGCCAAGGCGUCCGAUACAUGCCGCAGGACUUUGCCGCGGAAGAGGCCCGAGCUCUUGCCAGGUCAUCUCAGACGAUGGGCUCCCACUUUCUUGUCUUGUUCUUCAACUGGGACAUGGCUGGCAACAUCUUGGCGGUUCUUGACGAGGAGCAGAUGCUCAACCAAGAUUGGCAGGUGGUGUGUUCCGACACCUGUGUUGACUACAUCCUCGAGAUGAGACUUGUGGGGUGCAUGAUGUUCAGGCCCUUCGCACGAGGCGAGAAGUUUCGGGACUUUGAGUCACUAUGGUGGAUGAUGCACGCAGAAGUCGGGAUGGAGGCUUUUGUUAUCCAGCAGUACAAGACGGACAACAUGAGGGUGCCAUUGGAGAGUGGAUUUCUCGAGGACAUGAACAGAACAACCUUGGGCUUUAACUCCUACUUCGGAUUUUCCUUCGACGCGUACUUCGUCUUCGCCAUUGCCAUCAACCAGCUGCUGCACGCAGGAGUUGAGGCCAGCUCAAUCCGGGGUCAGUUGCUGCUAGAGGAGAUGCGCAGGAUUCGCUUCACAGGCAUCUCAGGGCAGGUAAGCUUUGAUGAGAACGGGGACCGCCUGGUGGCAUACGAGCUCCUGAACAUUCGGGAAGAUGGAGCUGUGGUAACUGCCGCCAUCCACAGCUCAGGCUCUCCAGGCACCGGCUUCGCAUUUGAGAGGGAUCUGGUGUGGAUGGAUGGCUCCAGGCGCAGCUCCCCCCCGCCUCGGCUGAACGCCUGCGAUCCCGGAUUCUACCAGGACGAGCAGUCGCGACAGUGCAGGCUGUGCCCCAAGGGCAGGAUGUGCUUGGGAGGAUCUGCGGCACCGGCGGUGGCUUGUCCGCGGGGCAGCUUUGCAAAUGACACGGGCAUGACAGGCUGCAGCCAGUGUGCAGAAGGAAGCUUCGCUUCCGAUGUGGGCGCCGCGGAAUGUCUCCCGUGCCUUCCAGGCUAUGAGGCACCGCUUCGCGGCAUGGAGGCUUGCAGCAGGUGCGCGCCAGGAAGCUACAUGCCUUUCACCGGGGCCGCCGAGUGCUUCUCUUGCAACAAGAAUCAGGUCACCAGUGAGAGCGGCGCCACCUCCCAGUCAAACUGCCUCUGCCCCCAGGGGUCCUUUAUGUGCCAGGGCCAUGGUUGCCUUCCCUGCCCCGAGGGCCUUGACUGCCCGGAGGGUCUUGGGCCCCCCCUUCAGCAGGCCGGCUUCUGGGCGGCUUCAGAGGCCGAAAACGGCACUGAGUCUUGCAAAUUCUCCGUGUUCCGCUGCCGGGAUGCGUACGAGUGCCCAGCAGGUCCCGUGGGCACGUGUGCUUCUGGAAGGGAGGCGCGAGCCUGCAACAACUGCAAGGUGAAUCAUUUCCCGAGUGAUGGAGCUUGCCAGCCCUGCCUCCAGUCAGACGUGCUACCGUCAAUCUUGGUUCUGCUUCUGAGCCUCACCAUCCUGUAUUUGCUCAGCAUCUCCUCCAUGGAUCCAAAUCGAGUUCGCUUGAGCGCGCUGACGGCAGCCUCAAUUUCAAGCCAGCUCAUCAUCGCAACCCAGGCGCUGAACUCCAUCAGGGAACUCACCAUCCAGUGGCACGAGCCUGUGAAGACGCUGCUGACUUUGGCCAAGGUCAUGUCCUUCGACUUGCAUGUUAUCCGGAUCACUUGCUUGUAUGGGGAGGACAGCCCAUUGGUGCACUUUGCAGGUCAGCUGCUGGCGUGUCCAGCGGCCUGUGCGCUUCUGUGUGUGUCCUGGGCCGUAUCAAGGCUCAGGGGACGUCCGAAGUCAGUGAACAGCCUGGCGCAAAAUUGCGGGGUCUUGGUCUUCGCCUUUUUCUUGUCUAUCACCCGGACUACGCUGGUACCUUUUCAAUGUAUCCCCAGUCCAAACGGAAGCACCUCAAUGCUCACAGACCCUGGCAUCCUAUGCCAGUCGCCAGAGCACGCCAGCCUCGUCAUCCUUGCGUUGGUCGGAAUCCUGACUCAGCCGGCAGCAUUCCUUGCAUGGGCCAGCUUCGUCACCAUCAUGUAUCCCUCGCAUGUGCUCAGCGGCAAGGGCCUCCAGUUCGCACACAGGUACCGCUUCCUCUUCUUCCGCUUCAAGCCGGAGAGUUACUACUACGGUGUGGUGAUUUUAUAUCGGAGUGCCUUUGUGGCCCUUGUGCCCAUUGUGCUACGUGGACUACCAGAACUCCAGGUUCCACUCAUGGGUGCAGUUCUGCUUGUCGUGAAUAACCUGCAGACUCACACGUGUCCAUGGCGCACCGACAGUGCUAAUCUAGUUGAUGUGGUUCUCACAGCCUUUCUGCUCUUGAUUUUGCUGGGUGCCGCCCCUUUGUUGAUGAUGGACAGGGAGCAGUCUACUACAGUGCUGGGUUGGUUGCUGUGCAUCCCAGUUGUGGGCAUUCUGGUUGUGGCCGUGCUCGGGCUUGCAAGGGUGGCGGUCAAAGAGCUUCGAAACAGGCAUGACUUGUAUGGAAUCUUCCUUUGCCACCACAAGGGGGGCGCCGGCAGUUUGUGCCGAUUACUCAAGAUCUUGAUCGCGAAGCACACUGCUUCCCGAGUGUUCUUGGAUUGCGACAACUUGGAGAACUUGGACUUUCUCUUCGACAUUGUCCGGACGGCCACUAGGAGUGUUGUGGUUGUGCUGACCCCCGAGCUGUUGAAGAGAGUGUGGUGCGCUGGCGAAAUUACCACAGCCUGGAAAAACGGUGUCACCACUGUGCCGUUGGUCUGUGACGGUUUCCGGCCGUUGUCCGAUGAGGCGAUGAAGCUGAUUCCGAGCUUCUGGACGCCUCAGCAGAAGCAGACCCUAGCCAACUUCGGAGUGCAGAUUACCGAUGUGAGCACGGCCUAUGAAUGGGUGCAAAACGAGCUGGCUCCUGUCGAUCUGCCUCGAUUUGGUCCAGUUGCCGAACGAGAGGCGGCCGUUGCCCAGAUGCUGAGGCUGUGCGGCCUCAAGUCUUGGCGCAUGGGUAGUUUUGCCUCUUGCUCCUUACCUGCCCUGCCAGCAAAGGCGCGAAUUCUUAUUGCGAGCUCUACGACGGAUGCCGAGUCCCUGUCUGCCUGCGAGGUCUUCAAGGAGUUGCUGCAAGCCCACGCGGGAGUUGAGUGUGCAGUCGUGCAUGAUGACCAACAAAUGACGACUUUGAGGCCCUGGGCUUACUACCUCGUGGUCUUGCUUUUCCGGGGACUCUUCCGUGAUAGCGGCUUCGUCCAGAUCCUUCUCAGCGCAUAUGCUCCUCGCGAUAGGAGCUUGGAACUGGUGACUGUUAUGGCUGACGCGAACUUCGAUUUCCCUCGUGUUGAAGGUGUAGAGCUGGAGUCGUACAACAGAACGUGCUCAACCGACAGCCAAACACUUCCAACCACAGAUCGGAAACAAAUGGUUCGCGCAAUUUUCGGGGACAUUCUCAAAGUGUUGGCCUUGCCCUUCUCGCCUCUAGCAUCAGAGGGCUUGCAACAGCAGCAGGUGGUGGAGAUCGCAAAGCGCAUGCACAGGUACAAGGACCCGGUGGCUGCGGCUGCGCAGGACGAAGAAGGUGAUCGCUUGGUUUGCUUGUCGCCCGGGAACAAUGAUAUCCCGAGCCCGAUUGCCAUGCUUCCGCAGCAGGAUUCGGUGACAUUCGACGAUGAAGAUGCCGUCAAAUAUUGCAAAGUAUCUUUCUAG